AUGAAGCUGGCCAAGGACAUGACAACACGUCUCCCCCGUUGGGAGGAUAGAGGUUGGAUCGGAAUUGCCGGCAGCGCGGUGCUGAGAGCGCUGGUAAAUCACCUGCGACAGCGCGCGCCUUCGUCAACCGACGAGCUCACAGCUCGCAAUAACGCUCAUGACAUGGCCAAAAAACACUUUCAAGAAGAGCGGAUGCGCCCCGUUGACCUUAGUGUAAACCGCGCCUUUGAGCUGUCGGGAGCAAAGAUGACGACGCUCACACAGGCAAUUGCGUAUCGAGGGAUACGAGACAACCUCCGCAUCCAUGACCGGUCCCGCACCGCAACCCAGGUACAACGAACCAUUGUAAACGUCAAAGUGGGAGGAACGCGCGCAGCCACACCAGCUGAACUGUGGACAAGCAUCCGACAUAAAGACUUCCACAAGAAGAUCGUAGACUUCCUAUGGAAAUGCAUGCAUGAAGCCCAUAAAAUUGGGAGCUUCUGGUCCCACAUCCAAGGCUUCGAAUCACGGGCCGACUGCCCCACAUGUGGAUGCAGAGAGUCGAUGCAGCACAUCCAGGCGGGAUGCACCGCCCGGGGCCAAAGCAUAAUAUGGACACUCACCAAGAAUAUAUGGAGCCGACGAUCCAAAGACUGGCGGCAGCCAACACUGGACGACAUCCUGGCCGCGGGGCUAGGUCAAUACCCGCGCAACGUUAAGACGAAGCCUAGAGAAUCCCUCUCCCGGCUAUGGAGAAUACUGGUAUCCGAAGCGGCGUACCUUAUCUGGAAGUUACGCUGCGAGAGAGUGAUUGAACACGGGGACGACCCGGGAUGGCAACAUUCAUCUGCCGCCGUGGUUCGGCGAUGGUAUGCCUCCAUCAACAGGAGGCUACAGCUUGAUCUGGUCGCCACCAGAAGAAGCUUUGGCGGCCUGGCCACCUCCCGGAUACUUGUCUGGUCCACCUGGACUGCGACUAUCGGAGAUGAGCUCGGCCUCCCGGAAGACUGGACCGUUGUCCCGAGGGUUUUAGUGGGUAUUGACCCGGAAGUCUGUCGGAUCGAUGACGAUCACGGGUAA
Messenger RNA from Rhodofomes roseus, 1062 nucleotides. RefSeq lists its product as uncharacterized. The coding region runs from base 1 to 1062 and encodes 353 amino acids. Lineage: Eukaryota; Fungi; Basidiomycota; Agaricomycetes; Polyporales; Fomitopsidaceae. The transcript has 2 exons. The record is from RefSeq and is a predicted model, not a curated record.